CUUGGGCCUCAGGCUUGGUGGAGCUCAGCACUGGGGUGUUGGUGGCAGCUCUGAGGGACCCCCCACUGCCCUGUCAUGGCGUCUGCUCUCACCGUCCUCCUCCUCAGCUGCUGGCUGGCCGGGCUGACCGGGGUGUCGGAAGAGGGGUCCUACCCCAAACCCUCCAUCUCCGUCAGCCCCGGAGGGGUGAUCCCCGUGGGGGGAAAAGUCACCAUCCGGUGUCGGCAUCAGCUCCUGGGCAAGAGGAUCCUCCUCUACAAGGAUGGAGCUGGGAACUAUGUGACUCACACAGACCCUGCCGGCUCUGAGGCUGAAUUUCCCAUCACCAGCGCCAGACGGGAACACGGGGGCAACUACACCUGUCAUUAUGCCGACAGAACAUCCCCAACUACCCACUCGGAGCCCAGCAACCCUGUGCAGAUCAUUGUAGCAGAUUUCACCCACGCCAACAUUGCCCGCCUGGGGCUGAGCGCCGCGGUCCUGCUCGUCCUGGGGCUGAUCCUGACUGAGGCCUGUUACAGCCGCCCCUGGGAGGUGUCCUAGGAGCCUGGAUCCGGAAGUGUGGAGAAGAGAAUCUCCCCAGAGACAAGCCGCUUCCCCUCGGGGGGCUGAGACGCCAACAAACCCCCCCCUGCUCCCAAACACCCCUGCCCCAGAGAAUCCCCCCCGACUGCUCCCAAC
Molecule: messenger RNA, 681 nt
Organism: Mauremys mutica (yellowpond turtle)
Lineage: Eukaryota; Metazoa; Chordata; Testudines; Geoemydidae
Product: T-cell-interacting, activating receptor on myeloid cells protein 1-like
Exons: 5
Coding region: 76-543 (155 amino acids)
Source: RefSeq, a predicted model, not a curated record